Messenger RNA from Nymphaea colorata (pocket water lily), 5212 nucleotides. Its product is annotated as ABC transporter C family member 3-like. The transcript has 10 exons. Gene Ontology annotation, molecular function: ATP hydrolysis activity; ABC-type transporter activity; ATP binding. Gene Ontology annotation, cellular component: plant-type vacuole; vacuolar membrane. Gene Ontology annotation, biological process: transmembrane transport. Bases 415 to 4893 code for a protein of 1492 amino acids. The record is from RefSeq and is a predicted model, not a curated record. Lineage: Eukaryota; Viridiplantae; Streptophyta; Magnoliopsida; Nymphaeales; Nymphaeaceae.
UGUGUAAUUCCUUUGAAGGGGAGCUUCUCUCCGCAGUCCCUCCUGAGCACCAUCCUGUCUGCUACUUUUAUCAUAUAAAACAUAAUCUAGAAGGUCGUUGGCCCCCCUUUCGCCGCGCUCUUAAUUCAAUUUCACUGUCUGUGAUAUAUAAGUUUCAACGUUCACGCGUUCUGAUCUUGGCGUUGGCAUAUGGGGACGACUUUAGCAGCACGUCUUUUCCCCGCCUUCUGGCCUCUAUAUACCUUCUCCGACGAUACGACCAACCGAGAGACUCGAACAGCCUUCACCGCCAAGGCAGUCUCAUUCUGCAAGUUGCACCUCUUCCGAAGGUGAUCGCGUUGAUUAUGUAAAGUUAUGCAUUCCUUGUUCUGCUGGUUAUUGGCCUCUGUUUUUGCUUGGUCCUAGAUAGACACCAUGAAGUUGUCAAUACCAAUCGUGUUUAGCAGUCUCACUCAUCAGUUAGUAAGCUUACGCAGCACCCUUGAUUCCAAUGGCGUGUUUUUGCCAUUUUCACCCGUCUUUCAGCAUUCGAUUUCUUUGGGUUUUCAACUCUUAUUCUUGAUUGUGCUGAUACCCGUCUGGAUGUCAAGAAGAUCGCAGAGGGUCACUUCGUCUAGACCUUCAGGUCUGUUUUAUAGUUUGACCCUGGGUUGUAGCCUGGGGUUGUGUUUCCUGUUUGGAGGAUUAAGCGUUUUCCACUAUCUGAAGUACAGUGAUAGGAAUUCCAUUGAAAUCAUUACUACCCAAGUUGAUUUUUUGGUGCAAAUUGUAGCUUGGUGUGCGAUUUCUGGGUUUUUGAGGUUUGGAGUAUCAAGCAAAAGGUUUCCAAUUUUGCUGAGAAUAUGGUGGUUGGUUUUCUUCAUUGUUUCUGUUUAUGGCUUCGCUAUUGAUUUUGUCCUCCCGAAAAGGUCUUAUGUGGUUGGGAAAUAUGCUUGGGUCUAUCUUUUGUCUAGUCUUGUUGGGUUGUUCCUUUCUUGUGCUUCUGUGUAUGGUGAUACCGGCGUAGAUGAUAAAGAUGAGGAGGCCUAUUUCAGAGAACCUCUAUUAAAUGGUUCUGCCGAAAACAAGGUCGCUGUUGAUACUGUCACACCAUAUGCCAAUGCAGGAUUUCUUAGUUUGCUUUCAUUUUCUUGGUUGGAUCCUUUGUUCUCAGUAGGAUACAGGAAAGCGUUGGACAUAAAAGAUAUCCCAGAAGUUAGCGAUAAAGAUAGUGCCAAAUUUGUUUACACAAAUUUUAAAAGUAGGCUGGAUGAGGAAUCUGAUGAACCUAUAGGAAAAUUGAGAUUGUUCAAAGCGUUGUUCUGCACUGUCUGGAAGGAAGUAUUAUGGACAGCGUUCCUCUGCCUACUGCAUACUCUUUCUACGUUUGUUGGUCCUUACCUUAUCGACUCACUGGUCCAGUAUGUCAAUGGCCGCCAGAGGUUUGCCCACGAAGGCUACCUCCUGGUUAUUGUCUUUCUUGCCGCAAAGGUGGUGCAAAGUGUCUCACAGCGACACUGGCUUUUCAUAACACGGCAGAUUGGUAUCAGAAACAGAGCAGCACUGAGUGCCAUGAUUUAUGAAAAGGGUCUUUCUCUCUCUAGCAAAUCUCGGAAGGAGCGUACUAGCGGGGAGAUCAUAAAUCUGGUGAGUGUGGACGCCAGUAGGAUUGGCGAAUUUAGUUGGUACUUGCAUGACCUGUGGGUGGUGCCUCUUGAAAUUACUAUCGCCUUAGCAAUCCUGUACAAGAAUCUGGGAUUAGCUUCAAUUGCUGCCUUGAUAGCUGCUUUCCUGGUUAUGUUGGCAAAUUUUCCUUUGGUUAAAUGGCAAGAGAACUUCCAAGAAAAGCUUAUGGAGUCAAAGGAUGAGAGGAUGAAGGCAACUUCCGAGAUCUUGAGGAACAUGAGGAUUCUGAAACUCCAGGCUUGGGAAAUGAGGUUCUUGUCAAAGAUUAUGGACUUACGGAGAACUGAAGAAAGUUGGUUGAAAAAACUCAUUUACACAUCAGCAUUUAUGAAUUUUGUUAUUUGGGGUGCACCUAUUUUCAUAUCCGCUGCUGCGUUUGGGUCGUGCAUGAUUCUGGGGAUCCCACUUAGGUCUGGCAAGGUUCUAUCGGCACUUGCUACAUUUGAGAUACUACAGCAGCCAAUUUACACUCUGCCAGACACUAUUUCAAUGAUCACGCAAGUUAAAGUUUCCCUUGAUAGGAUUUCGUCUUUUCUUCAACUUGAAGAUAUGCAACCAGAUGCAAUUGAGAAAUUGCCUAAAGACAAUUUUAUCCCAGCUGUUGAGAUAUGUGAUGGUACCUUCUCUUGGGAUCCACUAUCAAGCCAUUCUACCCUGCAAAAUCUCAAUUUGAAAGUUAACCAUGGGAUGAAGAUUGCUGUCUGUGGACCUGUUGGUUCAGGAAAAACUAGCCUGCUUUCUUGCAUGCUAGGUGAGGUUCCAAGGAUAUCUGGAACUGUCCGUUUGAGUGGAAGAACUGCCUAUGUUGCUCAGUCUUCUUGGGUACAGGGUGGUAAGAUUGAAGAGAAUAUUCUUUUCGGCAAAGAGAUGGACAGAGAAAGGUAUGAACAUGUCCUUGAUGUUUGUGAUUUAAGGAAGGACCUGGAAAUACUGCCCUUUGGAGAUCAAACCAUUAUAGGGGAAAGAGGAAUUAACCUGAGUGGUGGGCAGAAACAGAGAGUGCAAAUUGCACGGGCUCUAUACCAGGAUGCUGACAUUUAUUUACUUGAUGAUCCUUUUAGUGCUGUUGAUGCUCACACCGGUAGUCACCUCUUUAAGGAAUGUUUGCAUGGUUUCUUAGGUUCAAAGACUGUGAUAUAUGUAACCCAUCAAGUGGAAUUUUUACCCAGUGCUGAUCUUGUUCUGGUUAUGCGAGAUGGGAGGAUUGCACAAUCUGGUCAUUAUGCUAGCAUUCUUAGCUCUGGAUCCGACUUCAUGGAACUGGUUGGUGCACAUGAGCAUACUCUGUCAGCCAUAAAAGCUGCUGGUGCUGCUCUUGAUUCACAACCAUCUGAUGUCAAUGAUUUAAACAUAUGUUCUAAGGUGGAAACCAAUGAAGAGGAUGAAUUUGGAUAUGAUGAGGUUAAUGAUGAUAAAGAUAAGAUAGAAGAGCUGGUAGAGGAAAAGUACCAGCUUGUUCAAGAAGAAGAGAGAGAGAAAGGGAGAGUUGGGCUCUCAGUAUACUGGGAAUAUAUUACAGCAACAUAUGGUGGGGCAUUAGUCCCAUUGAUUCUACUUAGUCAAAUUGCCUUUAACUUUUUUGAAAUAGGAAGCAACUAUUGGAUGGCAUCGGCCACACCAGUUUCUGAUGAGAAGCCAUCUCCUGUGGGUGGAAUUACUUUGAUUUUAGUCUAUGUUGUGUUGUCCAUGGCUAGUGCUAUAUGUGACCUGAUCAUGGCCUUGUUAAUAGGAACUGUUGGCUUUAAAACUGCAACAGUACUCUUCAAUAAGCUGCACAUGUGCAUGUUUCGUUCACCAAUGUCGUUCUUUGAUUCUACUCCAACUGGUCGUAUUCUGAACAGGGUAUCAACUGAUCAGAGUGAAGUAGACCUAUCCAUUUCAGGGUUGCUGGGAUCUUGUGCUUUCUAUGUUAUAGAGCUUCUUGCGAGCAUUGCAGUGAUUUCACAGAUUUCAUGGCAUGUUUUUGUUGUUUUUGUACCAGUUGUUGCUGCUUGCGUGUGGUUGCAGCAAUAUUACUUGCCCACUUCUCGUGAACUAGCCCGAUUGAGUGGAGUGUUUGAGGCCCCUAUGCUGCAGCAUUUUUCGGAGACUAUCUCUGGAUCAUCUAUAAUUAGGAGUUUCAAUGAAGAGUCAAGAUUCAUGAGGACAAACCUCCUGGUGAUAGAUAACUUUUCUAAGCCAAAUUUUCAUUCUGCUGCUGCAAUGGAGUGGCUUUGCUUGCGCUUGGAUCUUCUGUCGUCUCUCAUUUUUGCCUUUUCUUUGGUUUUCUUGAUCUCAUUGCCCAAGGGUGUAAUUGAUCCAGGUAUUGCGGGAUUGGCCGUGACUUAUGGGUUAAACCUGAACAUGUUGCAAAUAUAUUUCAUAUGGUGCUUAUGCAAUGUCGAGAAUAAUAUGAUCUCUGUGGAGCGAAUUCUACAGUACACUUGUAUUCCUCCUGAACCUCCUCUUACAAUAGAAACUAGCAGGCCAAGCAAGGAUUGGCCAUCUUAUGGAGAAAUUGAUAUCAGCAAUCUGCAGGUCCGCUAUGCUCCUCAUCUGCCACUAGUUUUAAAAGGUCUCACAUGCACUUUUCGUGGAGGGUCAAAGACGGGCAUAGUGGGAAGAACAGGCAGUGGGAAAUCCACGCUUGUGCAAACACUCUUUCGCAUUAUUGACCCAUCAUGUGGUCAGAUUGUGAUAGAUGGUAUUGACAUCUCUACAGUUGGGCUGCAUGACCUGAGAUCUAGAUUAAGCAUCAUUCCUCAAGAACCAACAAUGUUUGAGGGAACGAUAAGGACCAAUCUUGAUCCUCUUGAAGAACAUACUGAUGAAGAAAUUUGGGAGGCUUUAGACAAAUGCCAACUUGGUGAAGUGGUGAGGCAGAAAGAGCACAAGCUUGAUGCAACAGUGACUGAGAAUGGAGAGAAUUGGAGUGUGGGGCAGAGGCAGCUCGUUUGUUUGGGGAGAGUGUUAUUGAAGAGGAGUAAAAUUUUGGUGCUUGAUGAAGCAACCGCUUCUGUUGAUACUGUAACUGAUGGCCUAAUUCAGCAGACAUUGAGGCAACAUUUUUCUGAUUGCAGCAUUCUGAUGAUAGCACACCGGAUAGCAUCUGUUCUCGACAGUGAUAUGGUCCUUGUCUUGGACAAUGGUAUUGUUGCUGAAUAUGAAUCUCCAGGAAAACUUUUGCAGGAUGGCUCCUCAGCAUUUUCAAUGCUUGUAAAUGAGUACGCGAUGAGAUCCAGCCACUAGUUUUCAGAAUUUGGUGGUUAAUGAUGCUAAGUAGGUAUUCCAGACGUGACAAUUUUUUGUCAAGUUAAUGCAAUUCACGGCAAGGAAGAACCUUCUUACUAUAAGUUGCAUGCGGGGAACAGUUGCUCUAAGAUAAAUGAGCUACAAGCAAUACGAUGGCAUCACUUACAUUCUUCAGUGGAUAGGAUCUUUUUUUGUUGUAUCUAUAUAUAGGUUCAACUUCGAGAUUUUGAUUGUUGUUUAAACUCUAGCAUCUGCAUCUGUAUGUGAUUUCUUGAUUGAGUCUUCCUCAAUAAGAUGGCGAUACUUCAUCUUUUCA